AACCAAAGUCAUGCCGGAUUGUUACUCCUCCAGCGUACGUCAGCUGGGUGGCUGCUCAACAGAUGUUGGCGCCUCCGAAACUUGUCCGUUGGCCGGAUUGCCUGCAAGGCCAAAGGCACCUUAGAAAUUCAAGCACUUCUUGGCUCGCUCUCUUCUACUGCAACCACUACCACAUCCCCGGAGUCUGCAAAAUGGAGGUAACUUUGCACGUCAACGACAUACAAGAGAAAUACGACGUCAAGCCGCCGAGUUCAAUUAUCUCACCACCAUCAGGCCCCGAUUUUCCCGUUCAAAAAACCCGACUGUCGGCGUUCAAGCGGCGGCUACAAGGGAAGCCAGCUGGCACUUCGUCGGUGCGUACAACAUCCUCGACAUCAAGUACGGUUAGCGACCCGAAAUCGUCAAGCCGCAAUGGUGCGCCUUCGCGGAGAGACACGGGAAUGGAUGAAAGGCGGGGCAUAGACGAGGAAACCGAUGCCGUGCUCUCGUCAAUGUCGCCGGAGCAAAUAACAGAGGCACAAAAGGAGCUCUACAACGGGUUGGAUCCCAAGUUCCUUCGGAUGCUGCUGAAGCGUGCGAAUCUCGACGAACCGACUGACCCAUCGCCCUUCCGCACAGCUUCUUCCGAAGCUUCCCCCAGUGCGGAUAGCCCGCCGACUUCCAAGUCGCGACACAUCACAGUGGAGGACGAGCCGGAGGAACCGCCUGAAGUCGCGCCAGGUCCAGUUCCUGAGCCAGACGAGGGCAAGCCCAGUGGCAAGCCCAAGAAAUCAGUAACCUUUCAUUUUGACGAGGAUGCGCCUCCGCCUAUUGAAGCUAUCGACCUCUUCCCCGUGACCGAAGCACCCAAGGCUGUUUCCAAGGCCAAUGCCUCCAAGCUAAAAGCGGGCAACAACAAUGCCCCUCAAGACGUUACCAACAACACACAUUUCCCACGCCCGCCCCGCGUCCCCGACCUCGAUCCGUCGGACCCAGACUUCCUAGAAACCAUGCACAAGAAGUUCUUCCCGAACCUCCCCGCGGAUCCGUCCAAACUAGCCUGGAUGGCGCCCAUCCCGACCCCGGGUUCCACCGCAGACCAGGAAUCGCCCUACUACCCGGGCCAAGACUCCCUGCCCGUCUCAGCCCUACGCUUCGAUUUCCGGGGCGCUCUCUUACCACCGCGCGUAAGCCGCGCCAUACCCGUUACCAAGGGUCUUCAUCACCACGGCGAGGCCCCUGAGGCAGCCGGAUACACCAUACCGGAGCUGGCAAAGCUGGCUCGGUCGGCAAUGCCCGCCCAGCGUUGCCUCGCCUAUCAGACCUUGGGCAGGAUGCUGUACCGCCUCGGGAGGGGAGAGUGGGGGCCGGGAGCGGGAGGGAGGAACGGGGAAGAGGACGAUCUCGCGUUUUCGCUGUGGAGGUGCUUCCAGGAGGGGAGAGUGCUGGAGAGUCUGGAGGCAGAGGCGAGUUUGCCGGAGGGCAAGGGGCAUUUGAGUUCUAAGGCGUACGCGACAGAGGCGCUGUGGUUGUUUGAGAAGGGUGGGUGGAGGGAGAGGUGGAGAGGGCGGUGAUCUGGCCUUGGAAAGGCUACGGAGUUGCUUGGCAAAGAUUUGCGGCAGGCCGAAAGGGCUAAUGGGGCAUGGCAAAAGACAUGUCAUCUAUCGUUGCGCAGUGAAGCCGCUUUCAGAGCUAGCGGAAGCCCGGGGACGUCGAAGGCUGAUGAAGGCUCAAGUGUACCAGAGACAACGGAUCUGAGCAGGAGAUGCUGCUUUAGGUAGUUUCCAUGAUGUAAGCAUGGAAAUGGGAUCGACGGUUUUGUGUCGCUGGUCUAUGGACCUAGAAAUAGCGCGAGAUGCUUGAAAUCUCCUUCCAAAUCGCAAAUCGUCUUAUUUCCCAGCAAAUAUCACCGCUCGG
Molecule: messenger RNA, 1896 nt
Organism: Chaetomium strumarium
Lineage: Eukaryota; Fungi; Ascomycota; Sordariomycetes; Sordariales; Chaetomiaceae
Product: RPAP1-like protein
Exons: 2
Coding region: 63-1553 (496 amino acids)
Biological process (GO): transcription by RNA polymerase II
Source: RefSeq, a predicted model, not a curated record